UACGAGAAGAGUAGUGUCGAUUUCGGAGGAGCAAGUAUCAACAUGCCCACACUACGGGACUUACAAGUACAUUGUAACAAUAUAUAAAAGUCGGAAAAAGCUUUGUAACCGCGGAGGUCUCUGCCGGCAACGUAGCGAUGAUGCGUUAUAAACAGGAAUCUGUCCUUUAGUGGAAUUAUCUCCAGGUGUGACAUUUAAAAUGAGCAAAACGGCAUAAAUGAAGCGCUCUUAUAUUUAGAAUGCGCGUUUACGAAAAGUCUUCGUCAACGCAACGCGUCGACAGCUGUGGACACGUCGCCUACGGGAUUUUGUUCUAAUUAGCCGGUUAUUUCUGUAUACCGCGUUACACAUCAACGCUUAUUCAGAAUGAGCCUGUGUAAAGUCAUGAAGGAUGGCCAUUUGGAGAAGAGGAGUAAUGGACUUCUACAGCUGUGGAAGAAGAAGCGUUGCGUUCUCACGGAGGACGGACUCCGUUUGUACGACUGUAAAGGCGACAACAGUAAAGAGAUGCGCUUCGAGCAGAUGAGCACGCUGGACUGCGUGGAGUAUAAGCGGGGUCUGGUGUACUUCACCAUCGUGAUGAACGGCGGUAAAGAAAUUGACUUCAGGUGCCAGCAGGAGGGAACGGCGUGGAACGCGGAGAUUGCGCUCGCGCUGGUGCGUUUCAAAAACCGCGUCGCCGUUCAGACCGGCAGGAAAAGACACAUGUCACAUCUGGGCAGCUGCGGGGAGGGAGAUGUCGAGCUUUGACUCAACGGCUGAGGCACAGACACAGAACUGGAUCCAAAAGAGAGAGUGAGGUUGUGGACAAGAAAGGCUUUUGGAAGACCAAUGUUAAGGAAACACGUGAUGAAAGGUUUAUUCCAAACUCAAAGUACUUUAAACCACAGAGAAGUUUCAAGACUCUUUUGCACUUACACCGUUUUUCAAUUACAUAUACAGUAAACACCUCUUGGCAAAAGACUCAUUGGAUGGAAUUACGCCCGUUGGUGUUAUGGCACGGAUAAUUUUUGUAAUCAUUGGAGUUAUUUUGAUUGCAUGUUUGUUGCAUUAGCCAAUGGCAAUUGAGUGACCCCAUGGAUUGCUCUUCACCACAAUUCAGCAUGCAUGCUAAUUUCACUCUUCACAACAGCAGAGUGUCAUAAGUGGAUUUUGGUGUUGACUUUACAUUUUUAAGAGACAUGUUUUAUUUACCUCAUUCUCAAUGGAGGACAGCGUUUUGUGCUCACACUCAGUAUUAAGCAUGAUGCUGCUUUAGGAGACAUUAACCAUAAAUGAAGUAUGACUCACAGCCCCUCUGCUGCACUGUUUAACAUUUCAUAAGUGUUUGAAGGCAGAUUCUGGAUUUAUUCAGUUGUAAAGGCUUUUCAACUGCAGAACAAGCACGCCAGGAAGACUGAACUGCUGUUUCUUGGAAUGUAUCCCGACUGGAUUAAAAACUAGGUGGGUGGAUGGGCAAUGCUGUUAUUUUUUGUUUGCAAUUUUGUAGCCUACAUAACCUAAAUGAUUGCCAAAGUUACAAAAUAAUCUUCUGUGUGUUAGUUAAAAAAAGGAAUGUUUUUUAAUUCUGCACAGAGCUCAUUUUGUCAUAAGGUUCAGUACACAUUUGUCCUAAUAAAAAAAGACUUUGUGGCUUUGUAA
Molecule: messenger RNA, 1641 nt
Organism: Myxocyprinus asiaticus (Chinese sucker)
Lineage: Eukaryota; Metazoa; Chordata; Actinopteri; Cypriniformes; Catostomidae
Product: pleckstrin homology-like domain family A member 3
Exons: 2
Coding region: 367-750 (127 amino acids)
Biological process (GO): positive regulation of apoptotic process
Molecular function (GO): phosphatidylinositol phosphate binding
Source: RefSeq, a predicted model, not a curated record